Molecule: messenger RNA, 858 nt
Organism: Lachancea lanzarotensis
Lineage: Eukaryota; Fungi; Ascomycota; Saccharomycetes; Saccharomycetales; Saccharomycetaceae
Gene: DPC29
Product: LALA0S10e03246g1_1
Exons: 1
Coding region: 1-858 (285 amino acids)
Cellular component (GO): mitochondrion
Source: RefSeq, a predicted model, not a curated record
AUGUGGCGAUUCCCUACGCUUCGUUUGCCAGCAGUUCGAGCUCAUACGUUCUCAACGUUCAGCGCCGUUCUCUCUGGUCACAACAAAUGGUCCACGAUCAAACACGACAAAGCCAAGAACGACGCUGAGCGAAAUAAGCUGUUCAACAAGUUUGCCAACCAGAUAGCAUUGGCGGUGAAGCUAGGCGGUGGGUCGACAGACCCUUCGCUCAAUGUGCGUCUGGCAGCGGCAAUCGAGUCAGCCAACAAGAACAACGUCACGAAGCGGGUGGUGGAAAACGCGAUUCGUAAAGGUUCUGGCGCGACCGGUAAAGACGGAGCACGUUCUGAAGCAUGUACAUACGAAGGCAUGGGACCCGGUGGUGUUGCUUUUGUCGUGGAGGCGCUCACAGACAACAAGAAUCGAACCAUUGGGCUGGUCAGAAGUACGUUCACCAAAGUUGGUGGCAGCAUGACGCCAACGCUGUAUUUCUUCGAUCGCAAAGGCAGCGUUUUGGUGCAACCUCCGGCGAAUUUGGUAGAUUUCGACUCUGUGAUGGAAAAAGUGCUGGAGUUGGAGGCAGUGGAAGAUCUGGAGGAUGUGAAGCGUGAAGAGCCUUGCUACGAAUCUUUGAAACCAGACUACGGAUCCACGAUCUACGAGGUGAGUUUUGACCCGGCGCAAACCAACCAGGUGGCUUCAAGGUUGAAAGAGAGCGGGUUUUACGUCCACGAUGUCAACAUAGGCUAUGUGGCUAAAAACGAUAUGAUGGUAGACGCUUCUGAUGAUGAGAUCCAAGCUAAGCUUGUCAAAUUUAUGGAACAGCUUGAUGAAAUCGAGGAUGUGACCGGAUUUUACUACAAUCUGAAAAAAAACUAA